Spirometra erinaceieuropaei is the source of this 942-nucleotide messenger RNA. The record is from the annotation of a GenBank genome assembly. Lineage: Eukaryota; Metazoa; Platyhelminthes; Cestoda; Diphyllobothriidea; Diphyllobothriidae.
AUGCCCACGCCUAACGCUGACGCAAUGCGUUCUGUGGCCUCAGACACAUUCUUUAUGAGCCACGAAGGCAAUUUUAACACUGCUGAUGCCACCACAGCCGACUUCAUUUCCGCACUUGAGGUCAUGUUAGUAAGAACUAACGCAACCGAAGAGGCGAAACACACGUUGCGCCGAAAGUUCCCGUCUCUCCUGAUGACGAAUACGCACGCCAGCAAUAUGUCGCCCGCAGAAAUAGAAGCAAUGAAGAGAUUAAAAAUGGACAAAGACAUUAUAGUGCUACUGGCCGGCAAAAGAAGAGCAACCGUUGUGAUUAACAGCGUUGAUUACAACGAGAAGGCACAAGCUCUUCUGGACGACCAACAGUCCUACAUGUCCGCAAGCGCCUCGCAGGCUAAAUCGAUGACUGGCCAACUGACUGGACUAUUAAGUCGACUCCGGCGCAAAAAUGUAAUCUCGCUUGACGAAUGGCGUCAGACAAAACCAACCGACACGGCAUUGGCCAGGUUCUACGGACUACCAAAAAUCCACAAACCCAACGUUCUUCUGCGGCCAAUCGUUGCCCUGAAAGACAGCCCCACAUACAAUUUAGCCAAAUGGAUUUUCCGAAAACUCAAUUUUCUCAAAGAGGGCUCUGUAACGUCACUCAUUCCGGCCGCCCAAUCCCUUGCCGACAUUCGGGGAAAAACUAUUCGACCCCACCAAAUCAUGGUAUCCUUCGACGUUGUCCCAGUUUUCACGUCCAUCACACCAGAGUUGCCACGCGACGUCCUACACAAACGCCUAGAAAAAAAGUACGACGAAACGACAGGGCCUCUAAAGAUCCAGCACCUAAUGCAGCUCUUUGCAUUCUGCCAACGAACCUUCUUUACCUUCGAUGGCAAAACAUACGAACAAAUCAAAGGAACACCCCUGGGUUCCCCAAUAUCCAGCCUAGUUGCGUAA